ACGUUGUUUUCUGUCCCAGGGAGGGCAUGAUCUUGGAGGAAUCUUCGUCAAGUCGCUUCUUCCAGGAGGAGCAGCUGAGGCAUCUGGGAAAAUCAAAGUUGGUGAUCGUAUUACUGAAAUCAACAGCGUCAGCAUGGAGGGUCUAAACCGAAAACAGGCCGUAGAACUGUUGCGCCGCUCUGCUGCCACAGCCACCCUGAUGAUCGAAAGGUUCCGCCAGCCUCAAUCAGAUGCACCGCCGCCUGUGGAGGACGUUGACCAACUUCUAAGAACAUCGCCAAACUGCAUCUACAUCGAGUUGCAAAAAGUGAACAACAGCUUCGGGUUUAGUGUUGUCGGGGGUCCGGAUUUCGGCGGGAUCUUCGUCAAGACUAUUAACCCUAACGGAGCAGCAGCGAUGGACGGGAGACUCGGUAUCGGUGACAGGAUAGUCGCGGUGAACAACACCAACCUGACCAGAGCCAUCAGACAAGAGGCCGUGGACGCCUUACGCAGUUCGCCGCAUAUUGCACAACUCGUAGUCGAGAAAGGUGCACCUGAAGACCACAUCAACGCACAGCCCAACACCAUGGAUACCAUGCCUCAGCAGAUAGGCUCCGUGCAGUACACAGAUUACAGCGCGGAAGAGCAGCCAUUUGAGGUCCAUCUAAUCAAAGGUCCACAGGGACUCGGCAUGAGUUUGACUGGAGGCGAGUCGGGAGGCCCUAUCUACAUCAAGCGCUUAGUUCCCGGAGGCUCGGCCGCUCUGUGUGGCCAGCUACAAGUAAAUGACGUCAUCCUACAAGUGAACGGGAAAAGUCUCGAUCGCCUGACCUACAGGGAAGCUUUAUCAAUUCUACGCAACUGUCCACCGGAAGUAAGACUGUUGGUCAAGAGAUCCAGGGGUUCAUCCUACCCUCCGUAUCCGGGCUAUCGAGGAAGUACGGCCAGCAGCUACGCCGGAAGUUACGCAGGCAGUUAUGGCAGUAUGUCUAGCCUAUCAUAAGGCAGCUUCAAGCCACUACACGAAGUCACAACAUCCGGUAGAUGGGACGCCUGUGGUUUCUUCACACAGGGUCCCCAUUGUAUUCAAAGAGGAAAGGUGAAUUUCAUAAUCAUGCCCAGGAGAUGAUGAUAGAUACGUUUUUGUAAGAGAAUUUUAUGCCUGAUCAACUUGUAUUUAUAACGCAGAGAGAAUUGUCGUUAUUUCUCUGAUCGGGGGACCGGUUAUUGUUUGGAACAAUGAGGUUCUUCACAUCUAACCGAGAUUUCUCUCUUUUUCUCUCUCUCUCUCUCUCUCUAGAUUCCGUUAUAGUCUUUCUCUGAAUUCCAUCACGAAUUAACGGAGAAUGUACAGAAAACACACUCUCAGUCGUUUCCUUGUAUGCCUGGUAUAUGGAACCCUCAAGUUUCCGUACCCCCUUUCAUUUUAUGAUAUGACCUUCGUACCUGUUGUUCUGUAUAAUGACCGGUCUCUUACGUGGUAUCCCGGGUAGUUUAAAAAAAUAUAUCUCUUAACCCUUUGGGAUGCUCCUAGGAGUUGAAACAUUUCACUUUUGCGAUUUUAGGCAACGUUUUGAACGUUAAAUUUUUAACAAACAAAAAUUUAUUAAUUUCUUAUGGUUUUACUGUGGUCAAAGCACUCAUUUUACUUUUUUAAUUUGUUGAAAUUGCCAAGUUAUAUCGAGAAUAGGUCACGUGGGCAGGGAAACUGCUUUCGGAUACGUCACGUGAAAAGGUCACGUAAUAUUGUAGCCCUGAUCACAUGGGACAUGGAAUGUUUGCUCAGUAAGCGUUUAAUGUCUUGGGUGAGGACUUAGUCCUCGUAUCCAGGAUUCUUUCGUCCAAUCACUGGAUCAGAACAGGUGAAAGCGUUUGCGUAUGCGUAUGAUAAGUUCGUUGUCUUAGCCUCAUCUUUACUAAGCUCACAACAGGCAGGAUGGACUUGGAUUGGAUUGGUAGACAGAACAGUGCGAACAGGGCCAUCAAAUGAAUCAACAGCCCGACAAAAAUCCAAACGGAAGACUACGAGUAAGAUACAGAUCUAAAUAACGCUGUGUCGUCCGGCUUAUGUAUUAGUGCCGUCCGAUAUUUUAGUACCGCUUUAAAUCUGUGCACAUAAGAUGUACGUUUCAGUAAGGAAAUCAAUGCAUUUGAACUCGAACCAUCUUACAAUGAAGUAUAUCCUGAUUUUCAGCCGGGGCCUGGGACCUACGUUUCACUCCACCCCCAAUGUGAAACGUAGGACCCAGGCCCCGGCUGAAAAUCAGGCUAACAAUGAAGAGGCUAAAGCAUAAAAUAAUGCAUGGGAACACUAUAAUUUCCAAAUUUAUUUUUCAAUUAAAACAGUAGAGCAACGCAAGUCUGGUCCCAGGGGUUUCAUUAGGCCCCGGCAGCCGGCGGAAGCGCUAGCUAUUUUCCACUGAGCAUCGGCUACUUUUUUUUAAAGUCGACUUAAAUUUCAUUUAAAUAACUUCCACCCCCUACUUAUGAAUCUCCACCGCCUACUCUGCAAGUUCAUGAAAGCCCUGGGGUCCAUUAAUCGACUCUUUACUCAAUAAAAAUCCCAAUAUGCGGCAAUGCCACAGGGUGACCGCCCACGACAUGGUCAUGGAUAUGUUGUACAGAACCAGAACCGUGGAGUGCUAACAUUUCGAAAGCCCGAAAUGCUGUAAUUGUUCCGCAUACGCCUCUAAGCAGGGUCAUUACUAUCAUGCAUAACGCAUCCGCUGCGCAAAUUUGUGAAGGCAUUGAGUGUUAUGUGUAAGAAUGAAAAAUAAAGAAUGGAGUCAUUCUGUUGUUUUUACCAAA
Nematostella vectensis (starlet sea anemone) is the source of this 2790-nucleotide messenger RNA. RefSeq names its product disks large homolog 3. Lineage: Eukaryota; Metazoa; Cnidaria; Anthozoa; Actiniaria; Edwardsiidae. The record is from RefSeq and is a predicted model, not a curated record. The coding region runs from base 134 to 985 and encodes 283 amino acids. Gene Ontology annotation, molecular function: protein binding. The transcript has 9 exons.